UUUAGUUGCCCCUGCUUCUGGGCAUGCGCCUCGUGAUUUAUGCUCUGAGCAUUACAGUACUGGGGGAAACCGGCUUGGAGUUGUUGGGCCGGGCAUUGCCGGGGAGCGCUCCAGGCUUGCAUGGCGUGAAUGGUUAACAGUGACAGGAUCAAAACAGAGUGACUUCUCUAUCCAAGGCUACCACGCUAACCCCUUUGCUAUGGCUGGGGGCAUCACUGAUACCGGGGAGCUCUACUCUCCCUAUGUUGGCCUGGUGUACAUGUUCAAUCUCAUAGUUGGGACAGGAGCGUUAACUAUGCCGAAGGCUUUUGCUACUGCUGGUUGGUUGGUCAGUCUUAUCUUAAUAAUGUUCCUGGGGUUCAUGAGCUACAUGACCACAACAUUUGUAAUGGAGGCCAUGGCUGCUGCAAAUGCCCAACUUCGCUGGAAGAGAAUGGAAAAGCACAAGGAGGAGGAAGAGGAGGAGGAUUCCUCAUCUGGAGUUUCUGAUAGUGAUGUUCUUCUCCCAGAUGGCUAUGAGCGAUCAGAGAUACGACCUAUCUUAUCUGUUCAGAGACGAGGAGCACCUAAUAUUUUUGAAAUCACUGAAAGGGUGGAGAUGGGUCAGAUGGCCUCCAUGUUCUUCAAUAAAGUGGGAGUCAAUUUGUUUUAUUUCUGUUUAAUCAUCUACCUCUAUGGGGAUCUGGCAAUCUAUGCAGCUGCUGUCCCAGUUUCUCUCAUGCAGGUGACCUGUAGCGUGACUGGCAAUCAUUCCUGCAGUGUUGAAGAUGGUAUAAAGCAUAAUGACACAGAUAAAUGUUGGGGACCAAUCAGACGGAUUGAUGCUUACAGAAUUUAUCUGGCAGUGUUUACCCUCCUCUUAGGUCCAUUCACUUUCUUCAAUGUACAGAAAACAAAGUAUCUGCAAAUUGUGACAUCACUGAUGCGGUGGAUAGCAUUUGUCGUCAUGAUAAUUUUAGCCCUCAUCCGCAUCGCCAAGGGCCAAGGGGAAGGUCAUCCACCUCUGGCACAGCUCUCAGGAAUCCGCAAUCUCUUUGGGGUAUGUGUGUAUUCCUUCAUGUGCCAGCACUCCCUGCCAUCCCUCAUUACUCCCAUCUCCAAGAAGAAACAUGUUAACAAGUUGGUCCUGCUGGAUUACAUCUUGAUCCUGGGUUUUUAUAGCCUCUUGUCCUUCACUGCUAUUUACUGCUUCCACAACGGGACUCUCAUGGACAUGUACACGCUCAACUUCACCAACUGCGACAUUGUCAAUAUUGCAUUCAUCCGCUACUUCCUGGGCCUCUUUCCUGUUUUCACUAUCAGCACCAACUUUCCUAUAAUUGCUGUGACUCUGAGAAACAACUGGAAGACUCUCUUCCACCGGGAAGGAGGAACCUACCCAUGGGUAGUAGAUAGGAUUUUUUUCCCAGUUCUAACACUAAUUCCUCCCAUUAUCGUGGCUUUCUGCACCCAUGAUUUGGAGUCCUUGGUUGGCAUUACUGGGGCCUAUGCUGGGAAUGGGAUCCAGUACAUCAUCCCUGCUUUCUUAGCAUACUGUAGCCGAAAAGACACUCAGCUGGUCUUUGGAAGUGGCACGCUGAAUAAACAUGUGUCCCCAUUCCGGCACACAGUCUGGAUUUGGUUUGUGCUACUCUGGGGUCUUUUCUGUUUUCUUUUUGUGACUGCAAAUAUCAUUUUGAGUGAAACUAAGUUCUGAUGGAGCAGCAUUGCUUGUUACAGGAACCUGAAGGUGACUUCUAAGACUUCUCUUUCUGGCAUGGCACCUGGUAAGAACUUUUCUAAACAUUUUGAAUGCUAACACGGUCUUGAGUGUGAACUUGAUGCUCACCUUGCCCAUUUUGGGUGCAUUGCUGCUUUUCCAUUCAGACUCCACUUGGCGUAUAAAUGUGUGGGCCUGAACACUCCACCAGGCUGCUGUGAUUGCCCAGUAUCUGGUUUUUUGUUUUGCCUGACUACAGAUUCCACCACAGAAUGUCUUCCUCUCUGUUGUGCUGUGAUGUGUCGGAGGCUUUCGGAUAUGCAUCUUUUCCUCAAGAGUGAUGGGGAUGACCAGUACUGCUGCUACUAGCUGAACAAGCAGCCCAAGAAUCAAGCAAGCAGUGCUUUCUCAUGUUCUGUAUUCUUGCUGAAAUAAGACUUUUCUUUCUUUCUCCAGAUAACAAGGGGGGAAACCAUCAGGAGCAGAAUGGGGUCAACUAGUAAAACUAGAGCUCAUGGCAAUUUAAGUUUUCCACAGUGUUGGGCCAAACUAAACUGUGGCAUGGGAGAGAAAAGAAUGCCCCCAAUGGGAGCUUUCCCCCAACUUGAACAAUCCUGCUCCCCCCCACACACUCCCCCUGCUCCCGGUAUUUGUUUUGUUUUUCCAUUUCUGUUACAGAUUUUUUAAACAUGUAUGUAGCGUAGUCCCUGGGAUUAGACUCCUAGAUACUGCUCUGGGUAGCUUUUCUGUUAAGCUUGCAACUACUUCUUACUUCUGUUGGCUUUUAUGUUUUCUGUACACAAUUUCCAGUCUCUGAUUUCCCUAACUACGGGGCCCUCACUUGAGGAGAAAUAAAAGGGAGAACUUGUUUCCUGUGUUCCUUUAUGCUACUAAGUAGCCCUGACAUUGCCAGAGUCCUCCAUUUCACCCCUAUGCUGGGGCAUAUGUCAUUUGCAGGGACAUGAAGGUGCAAAUUAUUUGCUGGACAGGUAACCUGUGAAAGCAUUCAUAUAAUGUGUACCUAAGUUGGGUGUUGCCAAAUAAAGAGAAUAACAGCCAACAUUCUCUUGAGGCAGAAACGGGAUACGCAGGUAUAACCAGAGAAAGCAAAAUUCUUCGGAGAGGUUCAUAAAAACCAUUGUUUUGUAUCUUCUAACUUAAUACAAAGCCGCCGCCCCUCCAAAAAACCAAACUUACUAAGGGUAUUCACAUGGGCAGCCGAACCCAGGCUAGGGCAGCCCAGCCUGGGUCAGGCUGCAUGUGUGAAGCGCCGGGAGCUAAGUUGCUCUCGGCACUACCCUUGCACCAGGCCCCACUUCUCAACCUGGCGUUUAGCCAAGGUUAAGUGAACCUCUGGCAAUUGCCACCAGAUUAAAUGCCCACCCCCCCGGCCUGCUACCAUUUCUGGCAGCGAGCCAGGGGCGGGGGGAGGAGCAGCCACACCGAGCACAGUGGCUGCUCUAAUGAGCAGCCACCGCUUGUGGGGGUGCACAGCGGAGGGGAGGACAGUGGCCACUUGUCCGCCAGAGAAGGCAGGCAAGCUCCUGCCUUCCCCGCAGGCCUCCCGCCCUCCCCAGCCAGGUCAUGUGCGCAACAUCAAUGAAUUCCAUUCUGAAAAUUAAUCUCAUGGAAUUUUAAGUAUUUGUUCUCUUCCCCAUCCCCACAUUUUCCUUUUCCAUCUAAGCUUCUUAUUUUAUUGUACAUAAAAGUUUUAACCUAUGCAUGACCAUAGCAGGCCUGGGUCUGCCUGAAUCAUAUCUAAAGGGAUCAGGACAGAAUCUCAUUUUUAAGAUCCGAAAAGGUGCUAAGCCCGUCUUUCUGCCCCUGAUGCCGCUUUCCCCUUAGCUAUGCUCCAGUAUCAGAAGUGAGCCCUGCUUGGGAGAGACUGAGGGAGGGCUCCAAACAUGCAUGCCUCUUUUAGUCUUCUAAAUCUGAAUCCAGACCCAACACCAUCUCCCUCCUCCAUACACAAUUGGAAAGGACCUGGGUUUAAAGAUAAUGAUCUGCCCCAUCAUGUGUAGUGUGGGCCUUUUGGUUGAAAGGGAGCAGUUCUGAAGCUGCUGUUGACCACCAUUCUGUGAUAAAGUCAAAAGUAAUUUAGUAGACUGAGGAGCUUAGAAGGGGUCACAACGGUUUUAAUAUAAGGAUAACUUUCUUUUUAACUCCUUUGCCUAUAAAUAAAUUUAAACUGCUUUUUCUUUAUUAAAUUUCAUCUUCCAAGCCCCUGGAUUAUGUUUGCCUUCACCAGCCAGUAUAGCUGUGAUAUUAAAUUUGAUGUUUCACCAAAGUGAGCUGAGAAAUUAAGUUGUGUUGCUGUCUUUUUUCUUUCUUUUUUUAAAUCAAAAUUGUUAUCAGGAAAUAUUUUCCAGCCACUAUCCAACCUGAAUGGUUUCUGCUACAGAAACAGAUUGGCAGAGGUUGUGUCAAAACACACACACACACACACACACACACACACACACACACACACACACUUUCUCUUUAAGCAAGGGUAGCACAACUCUGCACAAAGAUAAACGUCCUUGCUAUGUUGCAUAAAGGUAGUUUUGACGACUAGGGGGAUUUUGCUCCGGGCACAAUACAGCCUGACAUCACCUCUCUUCUUGAUCUCAAGCUGUCCUUGGCAGCCGUUGCUGGUGCAUCAGAGAGUCACCUAAACAGCCCUGAAACCUUGCAGAUAGCUGCUGCUGCUGCUCCAACACCAGGAUAUUGAUGAAUUGGUAAGGAGUAGUGAAUUGCUCUGGUUCAGGGAGAAGAAAAAUACAGGGUUUUAGAACACAUACCUACAUUUUAGAUGAAAUGGGACUUCCCCCAUCACAAGUGAUGCAGACGUUUAGCAACUGCUUCCUUCUGUCACUCUUUCGCAUGACUGUUACAAAGCUCUGUCUGAGUGGGAGUGGGAUGGAUCACAGAUGGCCGUGGCAGAGCUGUUGCAUACUGGCCCAAUCUGUCCUUCUGCAAUAUGAGACACACAGAUAGGAUCAGCAUUGGCAGUUUAACAGCAGAAUAAUGUACCUGAAAAAUGACCUGUAAAUUGAUGAAAAUUGUGUUAUGGCAAUCCUAAUCUCCUAAUCUGGCUGCAUAAGGCUCUGAACAGUACAUGUACCACAUCUAGUUCACUAUAUUUCUGACACUUUUGGUCUCAUAGGAACGAAUGAGUCACUUUAUGUGUUGCUUUACCCCCAAUCGCCAAAGGAUUUUCUUCCCUUUCUCAACCUUUUGUGUAUCUACACCCCAUUAGAACAGUUUUCUUCUUUCCUAACGGGAGUCAGUCAUGUAAUAUGUGUCGCACAGAGAGAGCUCAGAAGUACUAGAUUUCAGUGAGAGCAGAAAUUGUUCAAUUUUCUGAACUGCAGUAGCAAUGCUUCAGUUCUGACCAUAUAGUCUAAUUCUAGGAUCUCAGUAUAUCCUGCUUUCCAGAAAGCUCCAUUUCUCAUCUUGAAAAGAUCUGAUGGUAUGCAACAAAGUAUAAUUUUGAUAGCUGAUUAGCUGAAAUCCCUCCCCUCCCCAAAUCCGUAGCUGUCUGAUGAAUUCUGUGCCUUUGGGGCUUAGAUUAUAGACUUUCAUUUAAAAUGUUGUUCCAGAUUGUUAGAAUUCCUCCUUGAUUUCAAAACAACAAUACCAUAAGGGAUUACUUUCUUUUUCCUUUUGGGAGCAUGCUUUUGAAAUGUCUUGACACUAGUGCCUUCCAUGUGGCCCUCACCUUGAAGAACUUCCUGUCCUGUUUUUAUGAUAAAAGUACUGAAGUAAAUGCUGAAGUGUACCAUCGAAUUCUCAGAUGCCAGCUGUCUGUAAGCAGUGGAGGAAUCUACCUCUGUUAAUGAUGGGAGGAAAGUUGUCUUUGUUUCAAAAUAUGCCUUAAAACAUGAAAUAAGUGGACCAAGAUGGAUCAAGCACAUGAGCUUGUUUAAUUUUUUUUACCCACUCUUAGAGGAGGUGCCUCAGGGAAUGAGGGGUAGAAUCCAGGGUCAUCCUAAGCAGUAGUUCUCUUUCCUCAUCCAGUUUUUAACAUAAUAUUUUUAAUUGGCUAAUAUCAUGUAACAAUUCUUCAUGAUGGCUCUUUGUUGCACUGUGUUCCCAGCUUGUCCCUGUAUGUAAUUAUUUUUCAGAAAGGCGUAAAUAAAUGCAGAUGAUACAUCUA
Hemicordylus capensis (graceful crag lizard) is the source of this 5840-nucleotide messenger RNA. It is a transcript of the gene SLC38A12, whose product is annotated as transmembrane protein 104. Bases 200 to 1696 code for a protein of 498 amino acids. Lineage: Eukaryota; Metazoa; Chordata; Lepidosauria; Squamata; Cordylidae. The record is from RefSeq and is a predicted model, not a curated record. The transcript is spliced from 10 exons.